AUGUUGCCCAAAAACAUGCCGGGCGCCACAGCAACCUUGAGCCUUGUGUUGAUGUGUGGAGCUCUGCUGAUUUGGCAAGACCAUUUGGAGCCACGAUUGAACGCCGUUGGGUGGGAGCGCCGCUUGGGUGAAGUGGCAGACAACGCGGCAGUCCUGAAAGGGACAAAUGUCAGCCGUGCAAAUCUGACCCUGCGCGGAGCUGGACCUGUAGCACAACGGGAGAAGAUGGUUGCUCACAUCGACAAGGAGGGCGUGAACAGCCCAAACUUCAGCAAGAACGUGACCAUUUCAGAUCCCAUGACUGUGAACAAGACCCUCGCCUUGCGUCGUGCAGCUGGUUUGGGCCAAGUCGGCAUGGUUCUUGUCAUCGCUCGGAAAUUUCACAUGUCUUUGUCGAGUGUGAUCAAUGAUCUCAUCCUGUCUCGAAAUGGAGCACAUCCAGCAGCGAUCCAGUACGUAUGGGAUUUUCACCGAAUGCGCCUGGGCAUACCCGUUGUUCAUGAAUUCCCCGAAGGCGAUAUUAUAAGAGUGACUCGAGUGGGCAAGACAAUCCAUGGGCCGUACACCGCGCGAGAUGGAGACAGUGUCACCAUUGAAUUGCAGAACAAGGUGUGCUUUUCAGAAGGCGGUCCUAGCGGCAGCAGAGGUUGGCGAGCGCUGACUCUAUUCAAGCAGGACACGUUCUCAGCAGUCGUGCUCGGAGGUAAUUGCGCCAAGGAUACCGGGUAUGUCAACACCCUCGGCCCAGAGUAUUUUCGGCAUCACACCCUGGUUUUGACCAAAGCGACAAGACCAUUCGGAAUCAACCACAACAUGGCCGACUUGUAUGAUGCCAUCGAAAUGACCCCGGGCGCAAAGUACAUUUUCGAAUGGCUGAAGUGA
This is a messenger RNA of Symbiodinium sp. CCMP2592, 882 nucleotides long. Lineage: Eukaryota; Dinophyceae; Suessiales; Symbiodiniaceae. The record is from the annotation of a GenBank genome assembly.